Molecule: messenger RNA, 1124 nt
Organism: Papilio polytes (common Mormon)
Lineage: Eukaryota; Metazoa; Arthropoda; Insecta; Lepidoptera; Papilionidae
Exons: 3
Coding region: 278-970 (230 amino acids)
Source: RefSeq, a predicted model, not a curated record
AUAGUUUAGUCAAAGGUGUAACCGCUCUAAAUGUCACAUGUAUUUAUAUUAUGUCAAAGAAUAUUCAGAGAAAAGAUUAGUCGGCUUGCAUCUUAAUCUUUACAUUCAAUCUGUGGGCAUCUUUGUCAUCUCAAACAAAAUAAAGACGAAGUACGUGUACAGUCAGUAAUUGCUUCCUUUGCGACGUUAUUAUUGUAAUUUGUGUUGUUUAUAUAAAAUACAGUUGACAUGCGACGUGUGGUUUAUUUCGUUGACACUUGUAUACUUCGGAAGCCACAUGGCAGUGUUAAUAUUACUUAGUGUUAGCAUUCUGAUUGCUUCUGAAUUAAGUCAAGCGAUAAAUACAAAAAUGGAUUUUGAUGAAGAACAAGAUCAUGUUGUUACUGAUUCGUCUAAAGAUAAUGAAGAUGUCGAGGUGCAGCAUACUAUUGUCGUUUCAACGAAGUUAAAAAACAAUAAUCGAAGACUUCAAAACUCUCGAGAUGAAAACAUAAACUCGGCUCGUCCUUCGAAUUUAAAAAGAGAAGAUAGCGGAGAGGUUCCAGUAAUAAAAGGUUACAAAGCAAUAGAAACAACUCAAAUAUUUACCCCCGACACACGAGUUAAAUUACCAGCUAACAAUUUUAAUACGAGACAUAAUCCUUUAGAUGAGAACGACAUUUAUUCUAAUCUAGGAUUAAAUCCAGUUCAUUUUAAACCAUCUAAUUAUUAUAACAUGAACUGGAAUCAAGACAAUGCGAGAACUUCUAACACAUUCAUGCCAAGAAACGAUAGAAGAGGUUACCUCAACCAAAGAACUAUAAAUAGAGGAACAAGUGAUGAUGUUGUCAGAGAUUUCUAUUGUAAGAAAUGUAAUGAACUAAGCAGAAGGCAAGGAUUUAGAGGUUGUGAGCAAUUACGAAGUAACCCAUGGUAUGAGAAUACAACACCGAAGUUGAAGAUAAACGGAAAAUUAGCGAAAUUAAACUAAUCGAGUCAUUAUUUUGUUCGGUACGCCGUGACCGCAGAAAAAAACAAGUUGCAGAUGAUAUCUAUUUGACCUUGAGAGAGUACAGACAUUGUUCUUGUAUUUUAAAGUUCAUUGUCUCCAGUAAAUUGAAUAAUAAAUUAGAAUUACUAAUUUA